AUGCAAACCAAUCCAUCAGGUCUUUUCACUAGAGGUGGUGCAAUCUUUGCUGCCAUUCUUUUCAACGCUUUUCUAAGUGAAGGGAACUUUUUGCUUGUCUGCGUAGAAUUUCACAAAAACAAUAUUCCUAUUCUAUGUAUAGACCAAGUGCUUUUCAUAUUUCACAGUUUCCAACUGAUAUUCCAUUGA
Messenger RNA from Dictyostelium discoideum AX4, 189 nucleotides. RefSeq lists its product as hypothetical. The transcript has a single exon. NCBI's taxonomy places the organism in Eukaryota, Evosea, Eumycetozoa, Dictyosteliales, Dictyosteliaceae. The coding region runs from base 1 to 189 and encodes 62 amino acids. The record is from RefSeq and is a predicted model, not a curated record.